Didymosphaeria variabile is the source of this 915-nucleotide messenger RNA. RefSeq lists its product as uncharacterized. The record is from RefSeq and is a predicted model, not a curated record. The transcript has 3 exons. NCBI's taxonomy places the organism in Eukaryota, Fungi, Ascomycota, Dothideomycetes, Pleosporales, Didymosphaeriaceae. Bases 1 to 915 code for a protein of 304 amino acids.
AUGGCCACCCAUACCCGUCAAUCGUCGUCAAACACUAAAAGGCCCUUGCCGGCCCACGCACGGCCAACUAAGCCUGCGCCCUUGUCCAAACGCUCAAACUCUUACGGUGCGAGCAGGAAAGCUGUGCCUCUGCACAAGAAGGAGGAGGACGUCGAAGACGAGGAUCUCAUGGCCACGAGCUUCUUGCAGUUCUGUACUACCUGCGAAAAGCAAAUCAUUGUACCUUGCAACUCGGUCCUCUACUGCUCCGAAAGCUGCCGCAAGAAGGACACCGAGAAGCACUUCAUCUUCCCACCCGAUCAGUCACCUCCAUUGACACCCUAUUCGCAAUUCUCAACCUUCUCCUUCGAAGAUCUCCACUUCCGUGACAUUGUGCCGCCCCGCUCACCCACCCAACUUCGCUCCAACCGCUCAUCAUGUGCUUUCUCGGACCUGUCUUCGGACGAUAACGCUACUUCGGGCGAUGAGAAGCCCAGGCAACAUUCGGACGCCUCGCGGUACCUGCGCCAUUGCCAACUGACAACCUACUCCGACGCAACUGUGCGACCCCGCCGCCCUCAUUACGUUCGCGCCUCAACGUCACAUGUCAACUUCAGCGCCGCGCCUUCGUUAUCGCAUACUCCUGCUUCCUCAGUGAGCUACUCACUUCCGUAUACCCCUUCGACUAGGCCACUCCCUCCAAGGACAAACCCAAGUAGCUCGUACACCUACAAAUCCAUCGAUCUUGUAACCCCGCUUACACAUGCGAGCACCGCCCCCUCGAGUCCGCGCCAGUACUCUUUGAAAUCUCACGCGGAAACUGCGACAUCAGCGAGCACGAUCGAAGGCGAAAUCAUGUACGCGAAGACUCCAAUCAUGUCAAUGUCCCCGGCCAAUGGGAGUCUGGGCCGACUCCUUGCUUCGACCACGCACUGA